Molecule: messenger RNA, 1248 nt
Organism: Salvia hispanica
Lineage: Eukaryota; Viridiplantae; Streptophyta; Magnoliopsida; Lamiales; Lamiaceae
Product: peroxidase 3-like
Biological process (GO): response to oxidative stress; hydrogen peroxide catabolic process
Molecular function (GO): peroxidase activity; heme binding
Source: RefSeq, a predicted model, not a curated record
ACACUAUAUAUAGAUUUCUUACAUUAUCUAAGCCUCAAUUACUUCAUCAAGCAUGGGAAAAUUUGUCACAUCCUCCAUAGUAACAACAUUGUUACUACUAGAGAUAUUCGCACUCGCAGCUCGUGCCCAGCUGCAGACGAAUUUCUACGCGAAAACAUGCCCGAACGCCGAGAAAAUCGUGCAAGACUACGUCCACAAGCACAUCCCAAACGCCCCUUCCCUCGCGGCCGCCCUUAUUAGAAUGCAUUUCCACGAUUGCUUCGUCAGGGGGUGUGAUGCCUCGGUGCUGUUGAACGUGACAUCGAGCACCGGGAACCAAACAGAGCGAGUUGCAAUUCCAAACAGGACGCUCCGGGGAUUCGGCUUCAUUGAUGGGGUGAAGUCCCUGCUUGAAGCCGAAUGCCCCGGGGUCGUCUCUUGCGCUGACGUCAUUGCGUUGGUCGCACGAGACUCGGUCGUGGCCACGGGAGGUCCCUCCUGGAAUGUUCCAACAGGGCGUAGGGAUGGAGUGAUAUCAAAUGCUUCAGAAGCAUUGCAACAAAUUCCAGCUCCAACAAGCAACUUCACUACUCUCCAGAAUGAUUUUGCUGCCAAGGGCCUUGAUCUUAAGGAUCUCGUUUUGUUGUCCGGUGCUCAUACUAUCGGAAUUUCCCACUGCACCUCGUUCGACAACCGCUUGUACAAUUUCACGGGCGUGCUCGGGACGCAAGAUCCGGCCCUAGACAGCGAGUACGCGGCCAAUUUGAAAGCCAACAAGUGCAAGUUCCUUAACUCGACCGUUAAAGUCGAGAUGGACCCGGGGAGUUUCCGGACCUUCGACCUAAGUUACUAUAGGCUCGUGCUCAAGCGGAGAGGUUUGUUCCAAUCCGAUGCAGCGUUGUUGACGGAUUCAAGGACGAAAUCGUUUAUCACUCAGAUCGUGGACGGGUCCCUAAAGAACUUUUACGAGGAAUUCGCGGCAUCGAUGGAGAAAAUGGGGAGAGUCGGAGUUAAGACGGGGAGUGUUGGUGAGAUUCGGAGACAUUGUGCAGUUGUUAAUUCUUGAUUUUUACUAUGUGUUUUGGGCAGUUUUCUUUUUAAAUUAUUUUGUGAUUGUGUGAUUAAUUAGUUUGUGUUUUUCAUCUAUGUUUAUUGUGUGAAAUCGAGAGUUUGAUGUUGCUUCGUGCCAUGUAAAGUGAGAUUCUUGAUCUCUUUGAUUAAGUAAAGUUGAUUGUUGAUUAAUUACAAUUAUAUGCUAUGUUUAUGGCA